This is a messenger RNA of Centropristis striata (black sea bass), 1700 nucleotides long. It is a transcript of the gene tufm, whose product is annotated as Tu translation elongation factor, mitochondrial. Gene Ontology annotation, biological process: mitochondrial translational elongation. Lineage: Eukaryota; Metazoa; Chordata; Actinopteri; Perciformes; Serranidae. Gene Ontology annotation, cellular component: mitochondrion. The coding region runs from base 74 to 1414 and encodes 446 amino acids. The transcript is spliced from 10 exons. Gene Ontology annotation, molecular function: GTPase activity; translation elongation factor activity; GTP binding. The record is from RefSeq and is a predicted model, not a curated record.
AGAAGACGCUAGUUGUGCUGGUCAGAUUCUCUCUUGAUUUCUACAUCGUCUUUGGUUUGAUUACCCAUCCAAGAUGGCGGCGCUUGUGGGACUGCGUGCAUGUUACUCUGCUCUUCAGCUGUCCUCGCCAGGUCUCCUGCACAGCGCCUAUAAAUUGUGUGCUGUGCCUCUGAGUCGGCGGACCUUUGCUGCAGAGGUCAAGAAGACAUACAGCAGAGAGAAGCCCCAUGUGAACAUUGGAACAAUUGGUCAUGUUGAUCACGGAAAGACAACUCUGACUGCAGCCAUCACGAAAGUGCUCGCUGACGCUGGUGGUGCUAACUAUAAAAAGUAUGAGGACAUUGACAAUGCCCCCGAGGAAAAGGCGAGAGGAAUCACCAUCAACGCCUCUCAUGUAGAAUACACCACAGCCAACAGACAUUAUGCUCACACAGACUGUCCUGGUCAUGCUGACUACGUCAAGAACAUGAUUACGGGCACAGCUCAUAUGGACGGCUGCAUCCUGGUGGUGGCGGGCACCGACGGCCAGAUGCCUCAGACACGAGAGCACCUCCUGUUGGCCAGGCAGAUCGGCGUGGAGCACGUGGUGGUUUACAUCAACAAGGCUGAUGUUGUGGAGGACAAGGAGAUGCUGGAGCUGGUGGAGAUCGAGAUCCGCGAGCUGCUCACAGAGUUCGGCUAUGAUGGCGAUAAUGCACCUGUUGUGAUUGGCUCCGCCCUCUGCGCCCUGGAGAACAAAGAGCCUGAACUUGGUGUGAAUUCCAUAAUGAAACUACUGGACAUUGUGGAUUCUUACGUUCCUCUGCCCAAAAGAGAGCUGGACAAACCUUUUCUUCUGCCCAUCGAAAUGACUUAUUCAAUCCCAGGCAGGGGAACGGUGGUGUCGGGCACUUUGGAGAGGGGCGUCAUCAAGAAAGGAGACGAAUGUGAGUUUGUGGGCCACAAUCGGAACUUCAAGUCAGUGGUUACAGGUGUUGAGAUGUUCCACAAGUCUCUGGAUCGGGCAGAGGCAGGAGAUAACCUGGGCGCUCUGAUCCGUGGACUGAAGAGAGAAGAUGUUAGGAGAGGGAUGGUGAUGUGUAAACCAGGAGCCAUCCAGCCCCACCAGAAAAUCAAGGCCCAGGUUUACAUUCUGAGUAAGGAGGAGGGAGGCAGACACAAACCGUUUGUCAGCAACUUCAUGCCCGUCAUGUUCUCUCUAACCUGGGACAUGAGCUGCAGAAUCACUCUGCCGGAAGGAAAGGAGAUGGUGAUGCCAGGAGAGGACACCUCCUUGACGCUCCUGCUCCGCAACCCCAUGGUUCUGGAGAAAGGCCAGAGAUUCACUCUAAGAGACGGAGGCAAAACCAUCGGCACGGGCCUGGUCACAGACACCCUGCCGACCACAGAUCAGGAUCAGACCAACUGGGGCUGAAGGGAAGCUGGACACAGAGAGCAGCGCUGGGGGGAGGGGAUCUGUUUGGAGUCGUCUGUGUCUGGUCAAAUCAAAUAAUUAUAGGAAUAUUCAAUUACCGCGCAUAAACCCAUGUACAAAGCUCAAACAAGAAAAGACUCAAACAAACGCAUGGCUCUGUUGUGCAGGUCCAUCCCAAAUACCUGAAAUGUUCAGCACUGUCUUUAUGUUUAAAGGCCAGACUAUCAAAAUUAUGUCAUUUAUGUAAUAAAAUGUAUUUAAUAAUAAAAUACCUCCUUUUCUGUGG